UUGACGAACAGUUUUAUGGAUGAAGAUGAGGAGCCCAUAAUUGUCUGUUUCAUCUGUCAUGCAAGACUUAUUCGAUGUAGAACAUUACAACAACAGGCUAUUGAGUCAAAUGCAGUUCUGGAGCAGUUGCUUGCAGGAGGGUCCAUGUCAAUACCAAAACCGCAUGAGGUUAGAAAUGUGAUUCAAUUCACACAAAUUAAUCAUAUAGAUAUCUGGCCAGUAGAAUGUGAUAUAGAAAAUGAUCGAAAGGAUGACAUUUUUUGCCUUGAAUCUGUUAAAGUUGAGGAAGAGAAAAUCGAAAAUGAGAAUUUCAAAUUUGAAAUAAACUGGAUUCAUGAAAUAGAUACCGCUGAAAAACAAGAAGACUUAGAGAUUGAUGCUUUUGAAGAUCGACAUAAGAAUUCAGAGAAUGACUUGCCACUUAUUACAUAUGGUUCAAGGGGUAUAACAGAUGACUUUGACAUAGAACUACGCUGUAUACAAACAAAUAAUUUUUCAAAACCGUGUGAGAAAAAGAUUAAAUCAAAUUCUACUGAUUGUAACAUAAUUGAUAAUGCAAUAUUAGAAAACGAAACUGAAGUCUCAACAAAUGCACAUGAUCCACAGCCAUCGUCAGUCUCAAUAAAUAACUCACAAGAGCCUACAACCAGUACUGCACAAAAUAUUGAAGAUUCGCAGUCAGCGCCAAUUCAGAUAGCUCCAACAUUAAAAGGCAAGGGAAAAGGAAAGACAUCCAAAAAUAAGAAUUUACACAUUCUUGCUUCGGAUGUUAAUGAAGUACGCAAAGUGCACGAUAGUUUACGCAGUAGUAACGACAUAAUUACAACUCCCGUUGGAGCUCAAAGCGCCAACAGUGCGUUUGGCCCAUAUGUCGCUUUAAUGUUGGACAAAAUGUCAUUCGAACAAUCUUUACUGGCACAAAGUGAAAUACAAGCAAUUUUGGUCCGGUUUUUAAUACCGCCUUCGACUUCAAACACAUCUAACGCAAGUACACCCUCAGUUAUGACUCCCCAACCGCAACGCGAACAGCAUAAUGUUUACGUACCGGAAACCCAAGAUGCUUCUCAGUUAGUCUUGCAGAAUGAUGUAGUUUAUAUACAAGAAACUCAAGAUCCUUCUCAAUCAAUCUUGCAAACUGAUGACAAUGUUGAGACUCAAGAUGUUUCACAAUUUUACUUACAAAGUGAAGUUGAUGAUCAAGAAACCCAAGAAGCAACUCAAUCCAACCCAAUCUUAUCCCAAGCUUGGAAUUCUAAAAAUAUUUAG
Molecule: messenger RNA, 1266 nt
Organism: Parnassius apollo (apollo)
Lineage: Eukaryota; Metazoa; Arthropoda; Insecta; Lepidoptera; Papilionidae
Source: the annotation of a GenBank genome assembly